AAUAUCGAAAUUUAAUCUCUUAACUUCACUAAAAUUCUCAAUUUUUUCUCUGGAUUCGAGGUUUUGGACAAAGGAAAAGGAGAAAUUGUAUGGAUUCAUCUGAGUUACCCUCGAGAAAUUCUGUCGAGCAAGAAGAGACUUCCAAAUUAGUGUGUCAGGAAAGAGAGCUGAUGGCAAAGGAAUGGACAGACGAGAAACACUGCUUGUUUCUCAAAUCUAUGGAAUCAACAUUUGUCAGCCAGCUAUACAAGUCAAUAGAGAUGUUUGGCUUGCAGUCUCAUACAAGCUCUUCAUCGCGAUCAAAACCUCUCAAGCAAAAGCAGACGAGCACCCGAACUACUGGACAGUUUAAGGUUCACCGAGAUGGAUUUUGGUCUAAAGUCGACUUCCAAAAGGAUGAAUCUGAACAUGACCAAAGAGAGGAAGGUAAAGUUCCAUUGUCAAGUCCCUGGAUCCAGCGCUAUCGGAACUCAAAAAUACAGGCAACCAAAAGGUGUCCAUCUUCGUCUGCUAAGGCUCCUUCAGCAACAACACAUACGAGCAACUUGUCACCUUCACGUGAAAAUGACAAUGGCGAUAAUAUAGAGAUGUCAGAUCAGAACUUCAACGAUGAAGCUGUUACAGAAGAGCUGUCUGCCAAGAUAGUCGAAUACGAAGACAAUGAGAAGCCAUGAUCAAGUAAUUACUUGCUCUCCUAUCAUCUGCAUAAAACACACUCUGGCAACACAAAUUCCAAAUCAUUCCCUCUAGUUGUUCCCAAUGGCACUACCAUUCGAGCUAACAACAUCGUGGAAGGCCAUCCGCACAAACCUCUCGAAGACUAGAAUGCUGAUGUAGUUUAGAUAGACCCAAAACCAGAGGAUCCUAGUAUUCUGAUUGAAACAAUUAAAACCUAUGACUCCAUGAAAAAAGAGUUGACAUGUGGAGAAGGGUGCCGGAAUCUGCACUAGUUAUGUGGAGUAGAUUAUUUUUGUAAGCUGUCAAAGCAGUGGCAGACUGCAGCUAUCCCAUUACUUGGGUUUAGAAACAAUCCCAGAUUUUAUUCUUUAUUA
Messenger RNA from Salvia hispanica, 1052 nucleotides. Its product is annotated as cold-regulated protein 27-like. Gene Ontology annotation, biological process: regulation of circadian rhythm; response to cold. NCBI's taxonomy places the organism in Eukaryota, Viridiplantae, Streptophyta, Magnoliopsida, Lamiales, Lamiaceae. The record is from RefSeq and is a predicted model, not a curated record.